CUUUAUUCGCCAUAAGAUGAUCCACACAGGGGAAAAACCAUAUAAAUGCAUGCAGUGUGGAGAGACCUUUGCUCAAAGUGGUCAUCUUAGUACCCAUAUGAGAAUCCACACAGGGGAAAAACCGUAUAAAUGCAUUGAGUGUAGAAAGACCUUUGCUCAAAAAGAUAAUCUUAUUCGCCAUAAGAUGAUCCACACAGGGAAGAAGCUGUAUAAAUGCAUGGAGUGUGGGAAAACCUUUACUAAUAGCAGAGGACUUACUAUCCACAAAAUGAUCCACACAGGAGAGAAGCCAUAUAAAUGCAUGGAGUGUGGGAAGACCUUUGCUCAGAGCGGUAGACUUAGUUCCCAUGAAAGGAUUCACUCUGCGAAGAAGUCCUACAAAUGCAGAGAGUGUGGUGACAAGUUCAGAAUAUAUAGUAAUCUUAUUUCCCAUAAAAGGAUCCACUCAGGAAAGAAACCAUAUAAAUGCAUGGAUUGUGGAAAGGCCUUUGUUCAGAGCAGUGACCUCAGUAACCACAAAAGGAUCCAUACAGGGGAGAAGCCAUUUCAAUGCAUGGAGUGUGGAAAGACAUUUGCUCGUAGAGGUAAUCUUAUUUCCCAUAAGAUCAUCCACUCAGGAGAGAAACCAUAUAAAUGCAUGGAGUGUGGAAAGACCUUUGCUCACAGCAGUGGAUUCAGAAACCACAAAAUGAUCCACACUGGGGAAAAACCAUUUAAAUGCAUGGAGUGUGGAAAGACAUUUGCUCAACGUAGUCAUUUUAUUUCCCAUAAAAGGAUCCACACAGGGGAGAGGCCGUAUAAAUGCAUGGAGUGUGGAAAGGCCUUUGUUCAGAGCAGUGACCUGAAAAACCACAAAAUUAUCCACACAGGGGAAAAGCCAUUUAAAUGCAUGGAGUGUGGAAAAACCUUUGCUCAGAACAGCGGACUUCUUCAUCGCCACAAAAAGAUCCACACAGGAGAAAAACCAUAUAAAUGCAUGGAAUGUGGAAAGACCUUUGCUCAAAGCAGUGGACUUAGUUGCCACAAAAAGAUGCACACAGGAGAAAAACCAUACAAAUGCAUAGAGUGUGGGAAGACCUUUGCUCAGAGCAGUGGACUUAGUUCCCACAAAAAGAUCCACACAGGGGAGAAGCCAUAUAAAUGCAUGGACUGUGGGAAGACCUUUGCUCAAAGCCGUAAUCUUGCUUCCCAUGAAAAGAUCCACUCGAGAGAAACCAUUGAAAUGCACAGCGUGUGGGAAAAAGUUUACUCAGGGCAAUGGACUUACUAUCCACAAAAAGCUCCACAGAGUGGAACAACCAUAUAAAUUCAUGGACUGUGGGAAGACCUUUGCUC
Messenger RNA from Pseudonaja textilis, 1335 nucleotides. Lineage: Eukaryota; Metazoa; Chordata; Lepidosauria; Squamata; Elapidae. The record is from RefSeq and is a predicted model, not a curated record.